UGCUGACGUGGAGACGCCCACCUUGUCAUCUUAAACCUCCUUCUCCAUUUCACACCCUUCCAUAUCAUCUCCCUCUCUCUCUCAAUAUUCUCUCUGAUCAGCAAAAAGUAGAAAAAAAGACUCACAAAUUCUCGGAUUUUUCUUAUCCGAGAAGCAAAAAUGGCAGAGGUCGAAAUUAGAGACCCAACAAUAAAGUUGUUUGGGAAGACGAUUGCUUUGCCACUCGACCAUUUGGCUUCUGAUUGCAAACUUGUUUCUUCACUGCAUAAACAUGCCCAAAAGGAAACUUCAAGCGAAGAAUUGGCAUCAGAAAAACAGGGAAACGGAAGUUCAAACCAGACGACAGAACAAACAACAUCCGGGGUCAGCGAGAACCCAUCGGUGGAGAGGGAAAAUUCAUCUCCAAAAGCCUCCAAAAGCGAAGAACAGAGCGAGACAAGCAUCUCUCCAGACAAGACAUCGAAAAAACCAGACAAGAUUCUGCCUUGCCCUCGAUGUAACAGCAUGGACACAAAAUUCUGUUACUUCAACAACUAUAAUGUCAAUCAACCUCGCCAUUUUUGCAAGAAUUGCCAAAGAUACUGGACCGCCGGCGGCACCAUGAGGAAUGUUCCGGUAGGUGCCGGCCGACGAAAGAACAAAACCUCCCCUUCCUCACAUUUCCGUCAAUUCAUAAUUCCCGACGCCGGAAUUCACCACCCCCAUCAGAUUCAAUUUCUAGGAAACAACGGCGCCUUCCUCAAUUUUGGCUCAGAUUCUUCCGUUUCUGAUAACUGUAAUCCAAAUGGGUUUCUCAUUGGUGGAGAAAAUGGAGAUGACCAUUCCAGUAAAUCCUCAAUUACAGCUUCCAAUUCGUCGGAGAAAGGAGGUAAAAUGAAAAUAACUUCACAGCCACCGGUGGUAAAAAAUAUUUUACCUUUUCCUCCCCAAUUACCGUCCAUUACAGGGCUUCCAUGGCCCUACCCUUCAGCGGGUCCGCCGCCGUUCUGCCCCACGGGGUUUCCGGUCUCGUAUUACUCAGCGCCGCCGUACUGGGGCUGCACAGUACCACCGUCUUGGACUCUACUCAACCACAACGGUCAAAAUUCGUUUACCAAUUCCUCUGUUUUGGGGAAACGUUCGAGAGAUGGGACAAUCAUUAGCAACAAUGCAGAAGAGGUGGUGAAACAGAGGAAUUCUGAAGAACAAUGUCACUGGAUUCCAAAGACAUUGGAAGUGGAUGAUCCAAAUGAAGCAGCAAAAAGCUCCAUAUGGUCAAAAUCAGCAGCAGCAAGUUUCAUCAAUGGCGGUGGCCUUUUUGCCGCUUUCCAACAAGCGGCAAAGGGAAAAGAAGAAAAUCACAUCGAAAGUUGCUCACUUUUGCAGGCUAAUCCAGCAGCCUUUUCUCGGGCUCUGAAAUUCCGUGAGAUUGCUUAGUUUUAGAGCAAAAAAAACUUCUGAUUGUUCUGUUGUUAAUUAACCUCUUAAUCCACUGCCAAAAGUAGAGGGGAAAUUAUUGUUAUUUCCAACAGAGAGGCAGUUUAAUGAAGACAAAACUGAACCAGACAUGCAACAUGAGGACACUCCCACCUGAGUGGAACACACAUGUUUGUAGGCUGUGGCAUUUGUUUUUGUCGAGCUUUCCUGUACAUUAUUAUCACAAGUGAGCUACUUCUUCUGCCCUGUGGGAUGCUACAUUCUUGGCCACAACAAAACUUUUAUAUAUAAUUAUAUGUAUACUCCAUUAGCUUACUUCUAAAAAUGUUGCAGAUAUUUGGAAAUGGAUUCAAUCAAUUUCCUAGCUUGGUUUUCCUCAUUUUCUUUACCUCUUUUUGCUACUACAAUGAUCCUUUUAAUAUAAUUAGGUAAGUAUUUGAAUCUAAAA
Messenger RNA from Momordica charantia (bitter melon), 1864 nucleotides. RefSeq names its product cyclic dof factor 1. Gene Ontology annotation, biological process: regulation of DNA-templated transcription. Lineage: Eukaryota; Viridiplantae; Streptophyta; Magnoliopsida; Cucurbitales; Cucurbitaceae. Gene Ontology annotation, molecular function: DNA binding; DNA-binding transcription factor activity. The record is from RefSeq and is a predicted model, not a curated record.